CGAGAACUUGAGAAGUGCUUGAGGCAGCGGUCAAAAGACAAAAGUCUGCCGAAAUCAAUAGAUUAGAAGGCUCUCGAAGUUAGAAAAUCAGCUGAUCUGUUGACGUUCUUCGUUGAUCCGUAAUCUCUCUGUUUUUGUCCUCUGAAGCGUCGGCCGAAUCAAAGGAAAAGGGCUCUCUAGUCGUCUCUACCUUUUCGGUUCCUAAGCAUAUAUGCCGUAUUCGUUGGGUUGCUUUACCCCUCUCGGAAACUGAGAGGAAAAAGCUUCGGAGCUUUUCUAUUGCAUUCUCGUUCUCCGGAGAUACAUAUCCAAGUGAACCUUAUUCGCUCAGCCCUAUUCCGAGAUAUUUCAUUCUUGGUCGGUUCUCUUUAUACUUGAAAUUGAAUCUUCCUGAACAGGUGCUGAUUUGGUAGCAAUAGUAGACUAUGCGUCAUAAUUGGUUGACUUUCAUGGAUUUUGAUAAAGAUCCAUCUCAAAUGUUUCCCCUAGAACCCUUUGUGCCUUACGGUUUUGGAAUGGAUUUCCUCUAUCAUAUUAACUCUGUUAUUGAUAAUUCAACCGUGGCCCUUCAAGAAGCUUUAUGCUGUUUCUCAACUUUUGCUGGUGCCCUUGUAUUACGGGCAGCCAGUUCGUCAAAUUCAGAAAGCAAGGGUAGAAUAUCACACAGAAGCUCUAAGUCUUUGGUCCAAGGGAAUAAAGUUUCUUCUGGUAGCCGUUUCUCUAAAUCUAGCUGUCGAGGGAAGUUCACAUUGCCUGUGAUUAUUAGCAAAAUUUCGAAGUUCACUGUAAUGCAUCUACUUAAAGAAUCUCCAUAUCUUCAGCCAAUUCCUGUACUCUCCUUAGCAGCAGCAUUGGUGCCAGCUUUUACCAAUGUAUCUGGUAAUGUACUUGCUGCUCCCCUGGAAGAUGCUUCUACUAUGGAAGCACAAAUGUGUAUGGAUCAAAGCCCAUGUAAAGGUGAACAUCAUGGAUUCGCUAAUUCCUUUUUUCAAAGUAUAAAUUGGUCUAGGCUUGCUGUUGAGCCCAGAACUGGGAUUGAAUUUCCUAUCAUCUUGGACGACAUAAUCACCAGAGAUAAUAAUUCAACCUUUAUGUCUGAGGUCCUCGUUGGAACAGGAUCCCGUAUUAUGACUGUUAUUAGAAUCAAAUCUUUGAAGGUUUAUGCCUUUGGAUUCUAUGUACAUCCUUUUGAUGUCUGCCAGAAGUUGGGUCAGAAAUAUGCUUCUGUUCCCGCAUGUGAACUGAACAACCUGCACGAGUUUUAUCAGGAUCUUUUGAGGGAGGAUAUCAACAUGACCGUUAGGCUUGUGGUUAGCUGUAAUGGGAUCAAAUUUAAAAAUGUCAAGGAUGUAUUUGAAAAAUCACUCCGAGCUCGAUUGUUGAAGACGAAUCCCGAUACUGAUUUUCACUGCAUAGAAACAUUUGGCUCCAUUUUCUCACAAGACAUCCCUUUACAUGUUGGGACAACAAUCAAUUUCCGGCGUACUGGUGAUGGACAUUUAAUAACUGAAAUUGGUGGGAAUCAUAUUGGAGCAGUUCAUAGCAAGGAGUUAUGUAGGGCAUUUUUUGAUAUGUACAUUGGGGAUCUUCCUAUUUGCGAGAAAACAAAGGAACAGAUUGGACAGAAUGUUGCUAGCAUUAUAAAGGGGUGUUGAGGUUUGGUUAUUUUCCCCUUUUACCACCCACCCUCCUACAGUAGUGAUCACACAUUUUUGUUGGGAGCGUUCAUGGCAGCCGGUCAUCAAGUUGUAUUGGGAUGCCAAUGCUGAUGGCUUAUGCUAUAUCCGAAUGAGUAGAACAGUAAAUAAACUAUAUAGGUUGAUAUAUUGCCGAAACAAUUUUAUGGUUACAAUUCAAGCCCGAGUUAGCUAUACUUUCAAUAUCCAAAUUCUGGACAGACUAGGUCAUGAGUGAGAUGACUUGGGAGCUGUCAAGAUGCCCUUUCUGUUGUUGUAAAUUGCUGUUUUAGCAGAAGUAGUUAUUCUUUUGUGAUGCGAUAUAUGUUGUACAGUGAUUUUAAGUUUUAGUUAUGUACUGGAUUGUGACGUUAGUUGUGACUGAACAAUGAUCUAUGACUAAGGCUAUGUUUGGGAGAAACGGUUUACCAUGUUUUUAUUCAAGCCAGCCAAAAUGGCCUUCUAUUUCA
Messenger RNA from Cuscuta epithymum, 2146 nucleotides. The record is from the annotation of a GenBank genome assembly. Lineage: Eukaryota; Viridiplantae; Streptophyta; Magnoliopsida; Solanales; Convolvulaceae.